This is a messenger RNA of Staurois parvus, 1335 nucleotides long. NCBI's taxonomy places the organism in Eukaryota, Metazoa, Chordata, Amphibia, Anura, Ranidae. The record is from the annotation of a GenBank genome assembly.
AUGACCCGGAGAGCAGCUAGCAGGAAGAGGAAGGCGGCGCCGGGAACCGGAGAUCAGGCUGACUGGGACCAUGCCCCUCAGAAGCGGAGGAGGCUUCCUCUACAGAAGAAGUCUGUUGUGUAUUAUCUGAAAACCAGGGAACUGAAAGCUCAGGGUGACUGCAGCUACCACCGCUUGUUACGUGGCUGCGCUGCCCAGACCCUCCCCGGGAUCCUCAAGGAGAGAGAGUUUAAUCUUGGCACACUCAACAAAGUGUUCGCUUCACAAUGGCUGAACCAUCGGCAGGUUGUUUGUGGAACCAAAUGCAAUACAUUGUUUGUGGUGGACGUCUAUACUGGACAGAUUACAAAGAUUCCCAUAUUAAAGGAUCGUGAACCUGCCCAUACAGCACUGCAGAGCUGCGGUAUCCACGCCAUCGAGCUCAAUCCUUCUCGAACCCUUCUGGCGACUGGAGGUGAUAACCCCAACAGCCUGGCCGUCUACCGGCUUCCUACCCUGGAUCCUGUCUGUGUGGGAGAUGAGAGUCACAAUGACUGGAUUUUCUCUAUUGCAUGGAUUAGUGACACCCUGGCAGUUUCAGGGUCCCGUGAUGGUUCAAUGGCUCUGUGGGAGAUAAACGACGAGGUGAUGAAUAAAUGUAACUUCCAACACAGCCAUUCUCGGGUGCCGGUCUAUGCACAUAUUGACCACAAGGCUUUGAAAGAUAUCCCCAAAGAAACCAACAGUUCCUCCAACUGUAAAGUGCGCGCCCUGGCCUUCAACAGCAAGAACAAGGAACUGGGUGCUGUGUCCCUGGAUGGUUACUUUCACCUGUGGAAAGCAGAAACACACGCUAGCAAACUUCUCUCCAUCAAGUUACCGUACUGCAGAGAGAACGUAUGCCUGUCCUAUGGCCUAGAGUGGUCUGUGUAUGCGGUGGGAUCGCAGGGUCACGUUUCUUUCUUGGAUCCCCGACAGCCUCCACAGAACGUCCGAUCCGUGUACUGCAGGGAGCAGGGCAGUGGUAUCCGGUCGGUGAGCUUCUAUGAACAUAUAAUCACUGUGGGGACUGGACAAGGCUCCCUCCUGUUCUAUGACAUUCGAGCUCAUAGCUUUCUGGAUGAUUCUGUUGGGAAUAUCCAGCCUUCAAAGUCAAGGGGAGAGAUGCUGAAACUGACCACAGGAAAAGGCUGGUUGAACCAUAAUGACAUGUGGAGGAAUUACUUCUCUGACAUUGAUUGCUGCCCAAAUGCUGUUUACACCCACUGCUACGACUCGUCUGGAACGAAGCUCUUCGUAGCAGGUGGUCCUCUGCCAACGGGUCUUCACGGAAACUACGCCGGCCUCUGGAGCUAG